Molecule: messenger RNA, 1808 nt
Organism: Erigeron canadensis
Lineage: Eukaryota; Viridiplantae; Streptophyta; Magnoliopsida; Asterales; Asteraceae
Exons: 4
Coding region: 314-1471 (385 amino acids)
Source: RefSeq, a predicted model, not a curated record
CAUAUGCUUCCUUCCACCAAAAGCGCUGUUCACCUCAUCUGCUCACAUAUACACACUCACACUACUGAAGGCACUCCCCACCAUUAUCCAUCCAACUCCCCCAACAAAUCUACAAAUACACCUUUUUUUUUCUUUCUCUCCAACCUCUUUAUUAUAUCUAUAUAUAUCUUUCCAUCUACGUUUCGAAUAUUUACUCCCCCAAAAACAUGCUUCAACAUCCAUAAACACUUACUACUAAUAAACAAAUAAACCCUAUCAUCAAGCAUUUAACCAUUUUCCUUCAAACCCCACUUCCCAAAAUCACAUUUUUUUAAUGGGUAAUUGCUCAAAAACACUCAAGAAAACAAACCCAGAUCACCACCAAAAUCUUGACAAUUUUUACCCUAAAAUCAACACUCCCGAUCAAAUUCAUCGGAAACCAGACACCCCCGAGAAACCCCACCAAAAAAGAGAUCAUUCGGAUUCCGGCAGUAAACUUCCGGCACCGGUGCCGGCGCCGGCGCCGGUGGUCCGGCUGUACGGAUCACCGGCAUCACCAGCUACAUCCUACAUUCGUUUUGCAAUAAUGUAUAAGCCAGUAACUUUACUUUUCGUCCCGUCGGAAACCCCAGAUUUCGGGUUCGAAACGCCGGUGAUACAGUAUGGAUCUGACGUCAUAUCCGGGUCAUCAGUGACGAUACUCCGUUAUCUAGACGCGAAGUUUCCGACGCCGUUACUGUUAAGCAACUGGAAUAAUAAUGACGAGAGGAUGCCGGUGGUGGUGACGUCGACGGUUUUGCAACAUAAAAGUUUGUUAUGGCAUUUGGAAAGGAUGGUGAGGUGGGGUGAGGAUCUGGCGACACGUGGCGGAAAGUCAAAGGGAGAUCCGGUUAUGGGAAGUGCUAGGAUGGAAGUUAAGAAAUAUGGAAAGAGUUAUUCACAGUUGUUGGAAUUGUUGCUUGAACAUGCUCAAAUGGAAGAGAGAAUUCUCUUUCCUAUUUUGGAAAGGGAAGAUAGAGGUUUAUCUAAAUCUGUAAAUGCGGAGCAUGCAAGAGACCUACCCCUCAUGAAUGGCAUCAAAGAAGACAUCAAAACCAUCAUAGUUCUCGACUCAGGCAGCACUUCAUUGCAUGAUGCCCUCUUUAGUUUGUCCACUAGACUGAAAUCGUUACAGGAGAAUUGCAAGGAGCACUUUGAUGAGGAAGAAAGGGGGAUUUUACCAUUGAUGGAGGCAACAGAGUUGACUCAAGGACAGCAAGAGAGACUAUUAGAGCAAUCUUUAGAUGUGAUGCCCGGUACACACUCUCACCUCCUCAAGUUUUUUAUGGAAGGCCUUCUCCCUCAAGAAGCCAUGCUUUAUCUUGAUUUGAUCACUAAAUGCACCGACAAAGAUCGAGCCGGCUCCAUAUACCGCUUCUUAGUCGAGGAGCACCAUGGAAAACGCAAUGAGGGUCGCCCGACCAUGGCAUUGUUGUUAAAAGCCAAAUCCUGAGUUGAGCUGCAUUCCGAAUUAAAACAUCCCAACAGUGAGCGGAUAAAGAAUUGGGUAAAGUCAAAAGUGUGUGUCUAGGUGGUUAGUAACAAUCGAUUAAGGUAGUGGUUUGAUGGUUGAUUUGGCUGUGUAUUAUAUGUAUACUUCUAUAAAAUGUAAUGUGUACUUGUGCCCAUUAACCCAACCUAAUUCCAUAUUAACAGCAACAACCAUAGAAGAGGAUGUAAAAAGGAUGAAACUCCUGGCUUUCAUGUAUUGAUUCGUAGGCUAUGCAUCUAAAAGUUGUAUAUUUUUUCUUCCUUUGAUUGAUCCAAGCUAAAUGCAGUUGUCAUUUUCA